Messenger RNA from Telopea speciosissima, 2662 nucleotides. Its product is annotated as cation/H(+) antiporter 20-like. NCBI's taxonomy places the organism in Eukaryota, Viridiplantae, Streptophyta, Magnoliopsida, Proteales, Proteaceae. Gene Ontology annotation, biological process: regulation of pH; proton transmembrane transport. The coding region runs from base 86 to 2662 and encodes 858 amino acids. Gene Ontology annotation, molecular function: antiporter activity. The record is from RefSeq and is a predicted model, not a curated record. Gene Ontology annotation, cellular component: membrane; endomembrane system. The transcript has 3 exons.
UUCACCUUUAAAAGCACCACCUCCACCACCACCCACCCACCCAUCACAGCUUAGAGAAUUUCUCAUUCUCUUGAAACUAACAACCAUGACGUUCAAUUUGACCUCUGUGAAAACCUCAUCAAAUGGAGUAUGGCAAGGCGAUAAUCCUCUCGACUACGCCUUCCCACUCCUCAUCAUCCAAAUCACUCUGGUUCUCGUCGUUGGCCGCUCCUUAGCUUUCCUCUUCAAACCUCUCCGACAACCCAACGUCAUUGCAGAGAUUGUCGGAGGAAUCUUGUUGGGACCGUCAGCUCUUGGUCGGAACAAAACUUACCUACAUAGAAUCUUUCCUUCAUGGAGUACACCUAUACUUGAAUCCGUAGCAAGCAUCGGACUUUUAUUUUUUCUAUUCCUCGUUGGUCUCGAGCUUGAUUUAAAAUCAAUACGAAGAAGUGGGAGAAGAGCUUUCGGAAUCGCCGCCGCCGGAAUCACCUUACCAUUCAUAUCCGGUAUUGGAGUUGCUUAUAUUCUUCGUACAACCGUCCAAGGAGCGAAAGAAGCUGGUUACCCUCAAUUCCUUGUCUUCAUGGGUGUGUCUCUGUCCAUCACUGCCUUCCCUGUUCUAGCCCGCAUUUUAGCCGAACUUAAACUUCUCACCACCCAAGUGGGAGAGACUGCCAUGGCUGCGGCGGCGUUUAAUGACUUGGCGGCCUGGGUUUUAUUAGCUUUGGCCGUGGCUCUGGCAGGGAACGGAAGUAGUGGUGAAGCACAUAAGAGGAGUCCAGUGGUGUGUGUUUGGGUGCUCUUGUCUGGGGUUGCCUUUGUGGUGUUCAUGUUGAUGGUGAUCCGACCGGUGAUGACGUGGGUAGGUAGGCGGUGUUCGCCGGAGAUAGAUGCCGGCGACGAAGUGUAUAUUUUCUUGACAUUAGGAGGUGUUCUUGUGUGUGGGUUCAUGACGGAUCUGAUAGGGAUACACUCUAUAUUUGGGGCGUUUGUGUUUGGGUUGACGAUACCUAAAGAAGGUGAGUUUGCGAGGAGGUUAAUAGAGAGGAUAGAGGAUUUCGUGUCGGGGCUUUUGCUUCCGCUCUACUUUGCUUCCAGUGGGCUUAAGACUGACGUGACGAAGAUGCAUGGAGCAGAGGCUUGGGGUUUACUGGUUCUCGUCAUUGCCACUGCUUGUGCUGGGAAGAUUCUGGGUACCUUCUUUGCUGCCAUGAUCAAUAGGAUACCAGCUAGGGAAUCGUUGACGCUUGGUGUGCUUAUGAACACUAAAGGCUUGGUGGAGCUUAUUGUUCUUAAUAUUGGCAAGGAGAAGAAGGUUCUCAACGACGAGAUAUUUGCAAUCCUAGUACUAAUGGCACUCUUCACCACAUUCGUGACGACUCCAAUUGUGAUAGCUCUCUACAAACCAGCUCGCGAAGCUAUACUCCCAACCCAACGCAAGCUUCAACGCGAAUCCCCUUCCAACCCCAAAGACGAGCUACGCAUCCUUGCUUGCGUCCAUGGCCCUGGCAACGUUCCAUCACUCAUCAACCUCAUCGAGUCGACUCGUGGCAACAACAAAUCCCCACUCAAGCUUUAUAUCAUGCACCUGGUGGAACUCACCGAACGCACCUCCUCAAUCAUUAUGGCUCAACGCGCCCUCAGGAAUGGCUUCCCUUUCAUCGAUCGCCUCCACAAAGGAGACUCUCAUGACGGCGGCAUCACCGUGGCCUUCGAGGCUUACGGUCAACUCGGCCGUGUCCUAGUCCGGACCGUGACGGCCAUAUCUGCAUUACAUACCAUGCAUGAGGAUGUCUGCCACGUGGUGGAAGAGAAGAAGGUGAGUAUGGUGAUCCUUCCUUUCCACAAGCAUGGGAGAGGUGAUGGUUCUUGUGAGAUGGACAAUGUGGGCCAUAGCUGGAGGAUGGUCAACCAGAGAAUCCUCAAGGAGUCUCCCUGCUCUGUGGCUGUGCUGGUGGAUCGUGGCCUUGGUGGUGGUGCUGGGCCCAAGCGGAAUACACCUUCAGCCAGUGCCACCGUGGCACAAGGGAUCUGCAUCGUUUUCUUUGGUGGCCCCGACGAUCGUGAGGCCUUGGAGUUGGGAGGAAGAAUGGCGGAGCAUCCAGGGGUGAGGGUCACAGUGAUCCGAUUCAUGGAAGAGCAAGGGGCGCCGCCGCCCAACGGAAACAUUAUUAUGCUGCAGCCGACUCCGGAAAAGUGCUCGGAGAAGAACUACAGCUUCUCGACCGCCGUGAUGGAUAGAGAGUCGGAAAAGGAGUUGGAUGAAAUGGCUGUGGCGGAGUUCCGGAGGAGGUGGGAAGGGAUGGCGGAGUACACAGAGAAGAUGGCGAGCAAUAAUAAUAAUAUAGUGGAAGGGGUGGUGGCGAUCGGGAGGAGUGGACAGUACGAAUUGAUCGUAGUAGGGAAGGGUAGGUUUCCGUCGACGAUGGUGGCGGAUCUGGCGGAGAGAUCGGCGGAGCACCCGGAGUUGGGUCCAAUCGGUGAUGUGCUGGCGUCGUCGAGUCAUGGGGUGGUGUCGUCGGUGCUGGUUAUACAGCAACACGACGUGGUCCACGCCAACGAAACUCCUGUCUGCAAGAUCGUCGACGGUGGUGAUUACGUCACAAACACAGCCAAUUCCUCCACUACUGCUAAUGCUAACGGCGGCGCAAACAUCAUCACUGCGGUGGAUUCUGUGUGA